This is a messenger RNA of Camellia sinensis, 2040 nucleotides long. The record is from RefSeq and is a predicted model, not a curated record. NCBI's taxonomy places the organism in Eukaryota, Viridiplantae, Streptophyta, Magnoliopsida, Ericales, Theaceae.
AUGUGGCCUGUGAUUGUUGUGCCUUACAACUUGCCUCCUUGGAAAUGUAUGAAACAACCAUUUAGUAUGUUGUCAUUGCUUAUCCCUAGACCACAAGCACCAGGUAGGGAUAUCGAUGUUUACAUGCAACCAUUAGUUGAUGAGCUGAAGGAGUUGUGGGAAGAUGGUGUGCUUACAUAUGAUGCCUCAACUGAAUUAACUUUUCGAAUGCAUGUAGCUGUUAUGUGGACAAUUAAUGACUUUCCUGCAUAUGGAAACUUGUCUGGAUGGAGCACGAAAGGUUAUUUGGCUUGUCCUACAUGUAACAAGAAUGCAUCUUCACAACGGUUGAGAGGUAAAAUAGGGUACACAGGCGCUCGCCAUUACUUGCAUGAUGACCACCCUUGGCGUAGGAGUCGACUUUAUAACAGUAAGGCUGAGUUUGUGUCAAGACCUUUGGGGUUAUCAGGGGAACAAAUCUUAGAACAAUUGGAUUCAGGGACAUACAGACCAUUUGGAAAGCAUCCAGCCAAUAAGAAAAGAAAAAGGGGAAAUCCAGUAUUAAAUUGGACCAAAAAAAGCAUCUUCUUUGAGUUGCCAUAUUGGAAAACACUUAAACUCAGACAUAACCUAGAUGUUAUGCACAUAGAAAAGAAUAUAUGUGAUAGUUUGCUUGGAACAUUAUUGAGUAUAGAUGGAAAGAACAAAGACACAAAAAAAGCACGCAUGGAUUUGAAAGAUAUGAAAAUAAGGAAGGAGUUGCACCUGAAGAGGCGUGCCGAUGGAUCAUUUGAAAAGCCCCCAGCAUUGUACAGCUUGUCCUCAGAUGAAAGACAUGGUUUCUGUGAGUUUUUGAAGUCAAUUAAGUAUCCUGAUGGUUAUGCGGCAAACAUCUCAAAGUGUGUAAGCACAAAAGAGCUUUGCUCAAAGACAUUGAAGGUGAAGGAUUUGAAAAACUUAGAGGAUCGCAUAGUACUCAUAUUAUGCAAGCUGGAGAAAAUUUUCCUACCAGCGUUCUUUGAUUUGAUGGUCCAUUUGGCUAUUCAUUUGCCUCGCGAAGCCAUUCUUGGUGGGCCUGUGCAAUAUCGGUGGAUGUAUCCCAUUGAAAGGCUACUUGAGGGUAUGUUGCAAAUCGAGCUCGUCCAGAAGGUUCGAUCGCAGAAGCUUAUAUUGUCAAGGAGUGUCUCACAUUUUGCUCAAUGUAUCUGGGUGGGGUUGAAACUGUAUUUAAUCGAGAGGAACGAAAUGUCGAUGUUGAAAGAACGUGAAAUGGCUCAUUGGUUUGUCUUGAAUAAUAGCCUUGAGUUGGACCAUUAUCUAGAGCAACACAAAAAUCUUUUAGAAAAUCAAGGUGCACGUGACAUCACAAAGAGACAAAAAGAGGAAUUCCCCAAGUGGUUCAAAGAACAUAUGAACCAGUUACGAGCUCAAGGAUUACCAGAAGCAAUUGAUGAAUUGUGGUCAUUAGCAAAUGGUCCUAGUAUCAUAGUUAAUUUGUAUUCAGCUUGCAUUUCCAAUGGUGUUCGAUUUCAUAGUAACGAUCAUGACAAUCGUCGUAAAUGCCAAAAUAGUGGGUUGGUUGUGGAAGGGGAGCAUGAGGGACAAACAAUUGACUUUUAUGGGUACUUGAAUAGAGUGUGGGAGAUGCAUUAUAUACUUGGACAUCGAGUUGUUUUAUUCCAAUGCGAAUGGUUCAACACCGGUAGCAAUAGAACAUUACACAUUGAUGCACAUUUCACAAGUAUUGAUGUCAAAAGUCGAUGGUAUAAAGAUGAUCCAUUUGUCUUACCAAGUCAUGUGAAGCAAGUUUUCUACGUUGAUGAUACAAAGUUAGGUGGACAUUGGAAAGUUGUACAAGGACUACAACAUCGAGGAAUAUGGGAUAAUGAAACAACUAAUGUUGUCCCAAUCAGUGUUGAAGACCCCGUCACAAUCUCACUUCAUAGGAAUGACAUUGAUCCUCAGAUUAUCCCAAGUGAGGUGGUUUUAGAAACAGUUAGUCGAGGAAACGACGAUGAUGUUGAUGAUGAAGAGACAUGCGAUAAUGAAGAUGAUUACUAA